AUGGGUUCUCUUGCCUCGGACUUUCUCGCACCUGCGGUGUUCGUCGAGCAGGUGGCCGCCGAGACCCCUGAUAAAGUUUGGGCCAAGUAUCCCGAGGUCAUCGGGAAGAGUGAUUCGAUUCGCCCGGAGAUCGCCUGGCGAGACAUCACAUGGUCGCAGCUUUCCCGGGCGGUCGAGUUCACAGCGCGAUGGCUGGAACAGGAACUCGGCCCGGGCAACGGGGAGGAGCCCGUGGCGUAUACCGCGGUCAACGACUUUCGGUAUCCCGUCGUAGUCAUGGCGGCGUUGAAGGCGGGGUAUAAGAGCUUCCUGAUCUCCCCAAGGAACUCCCUCGAGGGCAAUUUGUCCCUGCUCAACGCCACACAAUGCGUCAAGUUCGUCCACAGCGCCGAGUUCCAGGGUAUGGUCAAUGGACUCGCCCAAGCGACACCCAACCUCCAAACCGCGCAGAUCCCAGAAGUGGCCGACAUCUUUUCAGCGGCCGAAGGCACCACAGACCAAGGCCGCGGGUCCAAGUACCUUAAAGACCAAGAAACAUUCGUCAUCCUCCACUCCAGCGGCUCAACAGGCCUUCCUAAGCCCAUCUACCUCAAAGGAGGCAUCUUUCGCGUCGGCGCCGAGAGCCUGUCGAUGCCGGCCCCCGAAGGCCGCACCAACGUGCACAUCUCCAUCAUCCGAAGCGAGCUCCUCCUCUGCACCCUGCCCUUCUUCCACGUGUAUGGCAUCAUGAUGCUGUUCAACCGCUCCCUCUACAACCAAGGCCCGCUCACCAUCUUGCCCUCUGGCCGCCCACCUACAGCAGACCUCAUCCUGCACGCCCUCGAGCAGGUCCAGCCCCGUUCGGCUGUGUUCCCCCCGUCCAUACUAGAGGACAUCAUCAACAUUCCCGGCGGGCUGGAGAAGUUGGGCAAGCUGGAUGCGGUGUACUACGGUGGUGCGCCCUUGGCGAAAGCGAUCGGAGACAAGAUCACGCGGGUGACCCAGCUGGUGAAUACCAUCGGCAGCACCGAGACGUUUAACUUCCCCAACUUGAACCCGGUCGACCCGGCGGAUUGGGAGUAUUUUGAGUGGAAUCCCCAAGUGGGCAUCGAGAUGGAGCCCACGGGCGAGGAGGGCGUCGCGGAGUUGGUUAUCAAGCGCCAACCAGGGAAUCCCUUCCAGAGUGUCUUCCACAACUUUCCGGAUGUCGACGAGUACCGCCCGCAUGAUCUCUAUCAACAACACCCCACCAAGCCAGCCCUGUGGAAGUACAUCGGCCGGGCAGACGACAUCAUCGUCCUGCGAAAUGGCGAAAAGACCAAUCCCGUGUCGUUCGAGAAGGCCGUCGAGGGCCAUCCGUGGGUCAAGGGCGCGAUCGUCGUCGGUACCGCACAGCUCCAGGCCGGGUUGAUCCUCGAACCGCAGCCGGAACAGGCCCAUCUGACGCUGGAGGCGUUCUUAAAGGAGGUGUGGCCCGCGGUGGAGGCGGCCAACGCAGAGUCACCUGCACAUGCCCAAGUCUGGCGGACGAUGGUGGCGCUGGCUUCGCCCGAGAAACCGUUUGAGCGCGCGCCCAAGGGAUCCAUCAUCCGCAAGGCGACAAAUACGUUGUACGAGGACGAGAUCAAGGUGUUGUAUGAGGGCCCUGCGGAGACAGGCGGUAGCCAGGGCAAGACCGGGUUGCUGAAUAACAACCAGCUACGCACCGUCAUCCAACAGGCCGUGCAGUCGGUGAUGGCCGGUCGGGCGAGCGAGCUGACAGACGACGCCAACCUCUUCAAGCUUGGCGCGGACUCGUUGCAGGUCAUGCAGAUUCGCCAGGCCCUCAGUGCGGCCGGGAUCAACUGCCUGACGCGUGCGGUUUACGAGAACCCCAGCAUCAACAUGCUUGUCCGGGCGCUCGGGAAUGGCGCCGACAAUGUCGCUCCCACCAUCACCAUCUCCCGGGAAGAGAAGAUGUCAGCCAUGAUCCACAAGUACACCAAGUUUGCGCCUCGGGCAACAGAGAGCGUCAAGCCCGAUUCCACCUUCGCCGUCCUGCUGGUCGGUUCUACAGGGGCCCUCGGCACGCACCUCCUCUACGAACUGCUCCAAAACCCGGCCGUCGAGCGCGUCUACUGCCUCAACCGCUCCGACAACGCGGCCGAACGGCAAGUCCAAGCCUUUUCCGACCGCGGCCUAGGCAUCCCCGACGUGGCCUCUCACCCCAAGGUGCGCUUCCUCACCGGCGAGACGCGGCAUGAGAACUUCGGCCUCAGCCCAACCGAGUACGCCGACAUGCAAAGUGACGUCAACACCAUCCUUCUCAACGCCUGGCCCGUCAACUUCAACAGCACCCUCGACAGCUUCGAGGAUGUAAUCGUGGGAGUCAAGCGCUGCGUGGACUUUGCCGCCGGCUCGGCGCGCCAAGCCCAUAUCGGGUUCGUGUCGUCGGUUGCCAGCGUGCUCAACUUCCCCGCGGUGCGCAGUCGGGAGGGCGACGAGGUGCUCGUCGUGCCGGAGGAGUUUGAGGCCGAUAACAGCCUGCCGGCACGGCAAGGGUAUGGCGAGUCGAAGCAUGUGGCUAGCUCAAUCCUAGCUAAGGCGGUCAAGGAGGGGCUCGUUGGCGGGACUGUGCUGCGGGUUGGCCAGCUCGCGGGGACGGCUGAGGCGAAGGGGGUUUGGAAUCGACAUGAAUGGCUGCCCUCGCUCAUCAAGACGUCAAAGUCUCUAGGCAAGAUCCCACGAUCGCUAGGACCUUCCAACGACAACAUCAUCUGGGUGCCCGUCGACACCGCAGCAAAGGUGAUCACCGAGUUCUUGCCCAUCGGGACCCAAAAGGAGGUGGAUUCCACCCCGGCAUCGCUCAACUGCUUCAAUGUUAUGAACCCGCAGGUCACACAGUGGGCCGACCUGGCGAAAACCGUGCAAGAUUUCUACGCAGAGCAAGGUAACGAGCUCAUCAGUGUCGAGUUUGAAGAGUGGUUGAGCGAUCUGCGGAGCAUCGAUGCGGCACAGACACCAGAGCAAGUCGCAAAGUUCCCGGGUGUCAAGAUUCUCGACUUUUACGAGGGCCUCAGGUUGGAAGCGGAUAUUGAAGGGCCGGAGCUGGCAUUCGCGACGAAGAAGGGGAGCGCACGGAGUAGCGCCAUGGCUGGAUUGCGGUCUCUUGAAGGGGACUUGAUGCGGAAAUGGUUGGUGGAGUGGGAUUUUUGA
Dichotomopilus funicola is the source of this 3174-nucleotide messenger RNA. Its product is annotated as putative peptide synthetase. The transcript is spliced from 3 exons. Gene Ontology annotation, molecular function: phosphopantetheine binding. The record is from RefSeq and is a predicted model, not a curated record. NCBI's taxonomy places the organism in Eukaryota, Fungi, Ascomycota, Sordariomycetes, Sordariales, Chaetomiaceae. Bases 1 to 3174 code for a protein of 1057 amino acids.